AUGCAGUUGCGACACCUUAUCGUCGGAGCAGCCUUGGCUGUUGGCCCUUCUCUGGCCGCCAAGUUGAAGUCCAGGUCCGUCUCUUGCCCCGCAGACGCUCCCCUUAGCUGCCAGAACACCACCGCCUACGACAAUACCUGCUGCUUCAAUUAUCCCGGUGGUCAGAUCCUCUUGACCCAAUUCUGGGACACCAAUCCUCCUACGGGACCCGAGGACUCUUGGACGAUCCACGGACUUUGGCCUGACAACUGCGAUGGAACUUGGGAGCAGUACUGCGAUCAGAACAGGCAGUACAGGAACCUUACUGCCCUCCUGAACGCCAGCGCACCAUGCACUCUCAGCUACAUGCAGACCUACUGGAAGGAUUACCAGGGAGACGACGAGAGCUUCUGGGAGCACGAGUUCGACAAGCACGGUACUUGCAUGAGCACGCUCGACCCGUCCUGCUAUCCCAACUACCAGCCGGGCCAGGAGGCUGUCGACUACUUCAAGCGAACUGUGAAGCUGUUCCAGACCCUUCCCUCGUACGAUUGGCUCGCCCAGGCUGGCAUUGUGCCCUCUGACACGAAGACGUACACGCUUGCCGAGAUCCAGGCGGCGCUCACGGCUCACCAUGGACAUAAUGUCAUCAUCAACUGCAGUAGCGGCAAGCUUAACGAGCUUUGGUAUCACUUCAACGUUCGAGGCUCCAUUCAGUCCGGUGAAUAUGUCCCUGUGGACACUGUUGGCUCGCCAUCGACCUGCCCCAAGACGGGAAUCAAGUACCUCCCCAAGAAGAUCUCCACUUCGCCCGGUACUUCUACGACUACGAGCAAGACGUCCACGGCUCCCGCACCCACCGGAACUGGCUCCUCCAGCGCACUCUCCGGCAAGGGCUACUUCUACGUCAGAACCGCGAGUUCGUCCAGCGACGGCUUCCUCAUCAGCGGCGGCAAGUGGUACAGGAAUGGCGGCACCCCGGCCACGUACACCGCCACGCCCAACGCCGACGGUUCUAGCUUUACCCUCACCACUAGCAAGGGUAAAUGUGCCAUCCAAAGCGAUUCGUCGUUGACUUGUGCUUCAACCGUUUCCAGUGCCUCUUCUUUCGGUUACGAUGGCACCUAUCUGACCUACGAGGGUUCGUCAGCUUUCUACGCGACUGAAACUCCGAGCGGCACCGCUCAAGGCACGGUUUACACCACUCCCAAGGACGUUUCUUUCCAGGCUUACUGGUCUGCUCUAUAG
This is a messenger RNA of Scedosporium apiospermum, 1227 nucleotides long. Its product is annotated as Ribonuclease T2-like protein. The record is from RefSeq and is a predicted model, not a curated record. Gene Ontology annotation, molecular function: ribonuclease T2 activity; RNA binding. Bases 1 to 1227 code for a protein of 408 amino acids. Gene Ontology annotation, cellular component: extracellular region. Gene Ontology annotation, biological process: RNA catabolic process. The transcript is spliced from 2 exons. NCBI's taxonomy places the organism in Eukaryota, Fungi, Ascomycota, Sordariomycetes, Microascales, Microascaceae.